AUGGACUUCCUCUCGGGUGCCAAUGCGUUGGAUCCGCUAAAAGUCUUGCAAUACCGCGCCUUUAUGCGCGCUCGUACCAGGGCUCGGCAAACAAGAGCAGAUGCAGGGUCGCAAUUUUGGUUAAAUCCGAAGUUUACCGCCUGGGAGUCCGCAUCAUCACCGACUAUGAUCAUGGUGAAAGGCGAGUAUAGUACGCGAUUCCAAGUCCAGAGCUUCGCUGUUGACGUCAUCAACGAUCUUCGCAAUCGGACCGUGCCCACACUUUGGGCCCUGAAGUCGGUACCAGCGGAUGGCGCAACUUCCGCAUCAGCCAUAGAUGUCAUCAAAGGGUUGGUAUGUCAGGCUAUACAGCUCAGUAUCUCACAGCAUACAGAACGCUCACUUGCGCUGAGUUGUGCGCAGUUUCGCGCCGCGGAUUCUGUCGAGCAAUGGCUUGAUCUCCUAGCACGUACUAUCGCGAGCUUCCCGCAGCUCUACAUCAUUGUUGACUUGGAAACUGUGGGAAGUUCGUAUCUCAAUGGCUUUUCCUGGCUUUCUCAUUUGACUGCUAUGUUUCAACGACACAACUCCGGGAAGUGGAUAUCCCGGCUCAAGAUCUUGCUCGUCAGUUACGGAUCUAUGAUGCGACAACAAAACGAUCUACGCAACUUCCGCGAUAUUGUCGUCCCUGUAAAACCAUCUCACACGAGUGUACUGCUUCAAGGACGUUCGCGAGGAUCCAUUUCGCCAGGUCUCGGGCGAUCGCGGCCUGUGAGAGGAAGCAUGCGCACCCGUUAUGGCGGCAGUCGAGCGCGCCAUUCUACAUUUAUAGGGACCUGA
Messenger RNA from Alternaria arborescens, 819 nucleotides. RefSeq lists its product as hypothetical. The record is from RefSeq and is a predicted model, not a curated record. Bases 1 to 819 code for a protein of 272 amino acids. The transcript has a single exon. Lineage: Eukaryota; Fungi; Ascomycota; Dothideomycetes; Pleosporales; Pleosporaceae.